GAGGCGAUCUUCAGGCCGACCUUGCCCGAAUCCCAUAAACCGAUAUUCAUCCACGGGACGGUCGCUCUCAACAACAGGGACACGGUGGUCGAACCCAAGGUGAAGAGGUGUUACUUCGUCGCCGUUCUGGCGGUGAUGGUGCAGCGGGACAUCAUUCAAAGCCCGAUGCCAGGCAUGAUUGACAAAGUGAUCGAGGUCGCCGAAUCGGUGUACAGGGAAUUCGGGGAAUUGAAAUUUCACACGGAACAGAUUCUGCGCAACAUUACCCUCAUGAACAGGAUCUUCGAUUUACGGGACGUCGUUUAUCCCUUGGUCAGGCUCACGUUCAACCCUCGAACCAUGAAAAACGAUUUUUACGUCCAGGUAAGGAAGCACGUGAGAAAAUUCUUUAAAACGAGCUCGUGCGGGAUUUUGCACUUUACCAAUUGCUGUUACGGUUUCUGGUACUCGAGGGCGACGAACGCCUAUUAUUAUCUAGAUCCUUAUCAAUGCAACGAGAAGGGGAAGAAAGCGGAGCGAGGCGGCAAAGCGUGCCUCUGCAUAUUUCCCACCAUUUGCCAAAUGGUGAAGCAGAUGACGUUGAAUCAAUUCGAAGAGACGACGGGCUUCUUUAUACACCGCCUUCACGUGGAAUCGGUCAACAUGCCCCCGUUCAAAACGUUCAAGGAGGAUCCCAUGUGGUUGUACCUCGACUACCAUUGGAACUUCAGACACGCCCCUGACAUAGUCAAGAUGGGGAACAAGAGGAAGAAGCAGGAGAUGGAGAAGGAGGAGACGGAGCAAAACGUGAAGCAAUUCUGGAACAAUUACGCUAUCGAGGUGAUCAAUCUUAUUUACUCGGUUUGGGGCACGAUCGGUUGCUACGAUUCCAGAUUCGGGGAUCGGGCCGGUAGGAAUCAAGCGGCUAUCUGCAUCGCCGUCCUUGCCAUGCAGUAUCUCAGCCAUCCGUCGAGAUGGGGCCCCGCCAUAUUGGACUCGGCGGUGAUUUGCGGAGACUCGUACUACACGGAGAGUCUGAGAAGCUCGAUGAUACGAUGCACCAAGCAUUUCAACAGGUUCAACUUGCAGACCACUUUCAAGAUCUUCCCCCACGUGUGGAUCAUAGACUUCAGGGACAGCAUAUGCGGGAUUUUGUACGGGGCCCGUAACAGGAUGACCCUCGCCUGCGCCCUCAAAAAAUCCUUCGAAGAAUCCCCCAACGUUCUGAUCGAAUGCAACAAGAUCACGUUGGCCGCGCUGGCCGCCAAAGACGGAUACUACGUGGCCGACCCGUGCUGGGUCGGCCCGCCCCUCUUCACCAAAGACCACGGGGCCAUGUACGUUCUACGUUGCAGAAACAUGAACUCGUUGGUGUACGCGGUGAUCAAGAUGCUCAACACGAACCAGAGGCUCGACUUCCGCAUCUCCCCCAUCCUGUUCACGUUCCAACAGGAGGACUUCGCCGAUGUGGUGAAACGGGAGCCGAAGAGGAAGGUGUUGAUGGAGCCUCUGAGGACCACCCCGGGCAAAGCGAGCGAUCCUGUCGGACCUAUACCCGGCGCCCACACCACCCCCGACGAAGACUCUUACCUCACGUAUCGCAGGAAUCUGAGGGAGGGUUACGAGAAGAGUUACGAGCUCGAGAAUCCCCAGCUGCCCUCCGUCGAGCCCGUGUUGGAGAAGGACAACAUGACGAGCGCGCUGAUCAGCACCACUUGGCACUUGAAUCUGGGCCAAGCCGCCCCUCUCGAGAAAGUCACCCCACACGUGCCGGAACAAUGCGAGCAGCGGGUCGUCGACUCGUUCGAGCCCAUGUUACCCACCCAGAUGUCCAUCACCGACUUCUUGGAGGUUUGCGGUGGUUAUCCAACGGUGAUGGAUUUCACGAGCGAGCAACCGCCACCGAAGAGGCCGCUCGAGUGCACAGCCGCGACCAGCUUCCUCACGGAAACGGCACGCCAACAGUUCCGAAUCCACACCACCGACAUGGCCAACGAGGUGUACAAGACUUACAAGCAUCGGCUGCCAAUGUUGGCCAGGCAGAGGAUGAUGCGGGAGGAGAUAGGCGAGAUAGGCGAUAUUCAGCCUACCGAGGAAGAGGCGAAGCAGAACUCGCCCGAUACGGAGGCGGAGACGGAGGAAGAAACGUUCACGGAGACGGAAGCCACCGAGGCCACCGAUGAUACUGGAUAUUAA
This is a messenger RNA of Apis dorsata (giant honeybee), 2175 nucleotides long. RefSeq lists its product as uncharacterized. The transcript is spliced from 3 exons. The coding region runs from base 136 to 2175 and encodes 679 amino acids. The record is from RefSeq and is a predicted model, not a curated record. Lineage: Eukaryota; Metazoa; Arthropoda; Insecta; Hymenoptera; Apidae.